Molecule: messenger RNA, 1113 nt
Organism: Penicillium verhagenii
Lineage: Eukaryota; Fungi; Ascomycota; Eurotiomycetes; Eurotiales; Aspergillaceae
Product: NAD(P)-dependent alcohol dehydrogenase
Exons: 1
Coding region: 1-1113 (370 amino acids)
Biological process (GO): alcohol metabolic process
Molecular function (GO): alcohol dehydrogenase (NADP+) activity; zinc ion binding
Source: RefSeq, a predicted model, not a curated record
AUGUCUUCACCCCCCGCCAAAACCUUCAAGGGCUGGGUAGCCCAUGAUGCAACCAAUCCUCUCCAAUUCACGACCUUCACCCCAAAGCCCUUCACAGAAACCGACAUCGAAAUUCGCGUUACGCACUGCGGAAUUUGCGGCACAGAUGUUCACACUUUACGCUCAGGCUGGGCCCCAACAGACUAUCCCUGCGUUGUUGGUCACGAGAUCAUCGGCAUAGUCGAGCGAGUUGGCACUGGCGUCCCGACACUAUCAUCUUCCCCUGCCUCGCGCAAGAUCCAGAUCGGCGACCGUGUCGGCAUCGGUGCGCAAACCGGGUCUUGUCUCCGGUCGGACUGUGAGGCCUGCGCCGAUGGCGAAGAGUCAUAUUGUAACCGGCUCACCGGCACGUAUAACAGUCGGUAUGCCGACAAGAGCAAAUCUUAUGGUGGAUUCGCGGAGAAGUGGCGCGGACCGGCACAUUUUGUUGUGAAGAUCCCCGACGGACUUCCAUCUGCUGAGGCAGCGCCGUUGCUGUGUGCGGGAGUGACUGUUUACGCGCCCUUGAAGAAACAUGGUGCCGGGCCCGGGAAAACAGUGGGUAUUGUUGGGAUUGGAGGACUGGGACAUCUGGGGGUGUUAUUUGCAAAGGCUCUGGGCGCGGAUCGGGUUGUUGCUAUUUCGCGAUCGAGUAGCAAGAAGGCAGAUGCCGUGCAGGGACUAGGCGCCGAUGCGUUUAUUGCAACUGGAGAAGAGAAGGGGUGGGCGAAGAAGUAUUCGCGAUCGCUGGAUAUCAUUCUUUCGACGGUUUCCGGGGGCGAUAUGCCGUUUUCGCAGUACUUGCGCCUUCUGAAGCGGGAUGGUACUUUUAUUCAGGUUGGAGCGCCGGAGGAGCCGCUGCCUCAGUUGGCGGCGUUUUCCUUGAUUCAGAAGGGGGUGAAGGUGACGGGGUCAAAUAUUGGGUCUCCGGAGGAUAUUCGGCAGAUGUUGCAGCUUGCUGCGGAGAAGAGGGUUUUGCCGUGGAUUCAGAAGAGGCCUGUGGAGGAUGUGAAUGCUGCGCUGGCGGAUAUGCAUGAUGGGAAGGCAAGAUAUCGGUUUGUGUUGCAAAAUGGGGAGCAACAGGCGAAGCUAUAA